GAAGCUGCAUGUCUAGUUAUUCCGGUUCGGUUAAAUAGGCUAUCCUAUCUGUUACUAGCAGGCGGUGGAAACAUUUCCGUUCUUCAUAUUUAACACCACGCCGUUGCUACACCAGGUUGUAGAAAAGUGCAACUUGAAUGAACCAGAGGUUUCGAGUUAUCUUAACGUACACCAAGACCCAAAAUGAACAACUCGUCGCUUUUUCUGUGUAGGAACGCUACAGUCAUAUCAGAGAGGAAACUAGCCACCAUGUUUUAUAUUCACGCCGUUCUUGCAUUCGGGUUUAUCAUUUUUGGACUGUGUGGGAAUCUACUGGCUUUCAUCGUCUUGUGGCGAGAAAAACAGAAAACAACCACGUCGCUGACACUGCGCGCUCUGGCAGUAUCAGACUCUAUCUAUCUGGUGUGUAGUCUGAUAUUUCUGAGUCUGCCGUCAAUGGAAAAAUACAAUGGUCAAGUUGGGGAUAGUUUUUUAACUGACACAUACCCACAACUGAUGCCCUUUGUCAAACCUAUGCUUUACAUCUCCCAACAAAUUAGCAGCUGGUUGGUCGUGCUAGUGACUCUGGACCGCUUUAUAGUGGUUUGCUAUCCUCUUAAAUCUUUCACUUAUUGCACGCUCAACAAGGCAAAGAAGCAUAUUGCGGCAGUGUACAUUGUCUCCGUUCUUUACAAUAUUCCCCGGUUUUUUGAACUGGACAUCAAGCAGUGCUACAACAUUAAACUUGACAAAUUUGUGCACGAAGUGCACAAUUAUCCAUGGUCAUAUUCAACAGCGUACUGGAUAAUUUAUCAGAUUGUUCUUUACUUUCUCACAAUGUACAUCGUCCCGAUGGUAGUUCUGGGCUUUGUGAACACAAAAUUGAUCAUCAGCCUCCGUGCCGCGAAUCGCCAGCGCGCCCAAAUCACGGGGAAGGAGCACGACGACAAUAUAAGUAUCAUGCUUGUGGUUGUCGUGUUCGUCUUCAUCGCCUGUCAGACGCCGGAUUUUCUUCUGCAGAUAUUUUACUUCAUGACUGUGGUUCUCAGCGAUGCGACAUUUGUCUACGAAUUUAAUUUCUUUGUGUAUUAUUUGAUAACCGCCUUUCUGUUAGUUUUUAAUUGUUCCAUCAACUUCAUUAUAUAUUGUAUUUGUGGAAAGAAGUUUAGAAAAAUGAUGUUUAAGACUAUUCAAUGUCAAAGACAGGGGCAUGGUGACAAAAGCGAGUCUAGUCACUCUCACAUGCGCGACUCUAAAUGCUAAUCGUCACUUGAAAACAAUUCCCGAAUA
This is a messenger RNA of Lingula anatina, 1269 nucleotides long. RefSeq names its product FMRFamide receptor. Gene Ontology annotation, molecular function: G protein-coupled receptor activity. Lineage: Eukaryota; Metazoa; Brachiopoda; Lingulata; Lingulida; Lingulidae. The record is from RefSeq and is a predicted model, not a curated record. Gene Ontology annotation, biological process: G protein-coupled receptor signaling pathway. Gene Ontology annotation, cellular component: membrane.